Molecule: messenger RNA, 3571 nt
Organism: Solea senegalensis (Senegalese sole)
Lineage: Eukaryota; Metazoa; Chordata; Actinopteri; Pleuronectiformes; Soleidae
Exons: 9
Coding region: 277-3177 (966 amino acids)
Source: RefSeq, a predicted model, not a curated record
GCUCUCUUCCAUUUGAAACAGAGCGGCGCUCGUGGAAGCAGCCUGUGAUUAGAUUGACCACUUUUGUCUCUUGUUGGUUUGAUAUUCACUUCACACACGAGUCUCAAGUAAUCGACUUGAAGUAUUUCCACACACACACACAAGGACUGUCGCGGUGACAGCAGCAGCACGUCUGAGGAGACACCGGAGAGAAUGUGAUUCAAGAAGCCUAAGUAUCUUACCCUUUCGAAAAAGUAAUAAUUUCCUUGUUUGAAAGAGAACAACCAAUUGACUAGCAUGGCCAAUGAGACAACAGUGCAACGUUCAUGUGUUCCGGAAAUUUCCGAGGUUGAUGAAAAUCUUGCUCCUGAGGUCGCCGCUUCAGCUGAGACUUCAUAUGUGGAUGGAUAUUCCUCUGUACAGCCAGGUGGAGAAAAUAACCCUCUUUCAGAGACCUGCACCUUUUCAACUCCAGCUCAUGGAAGUGGCAAAAACUCACAAUCUGCUCUGACACCAAUUUUAAAAUACUUAAACAUUGGAAAUAUACGGCCAUCUUCAGAGCCUUUAAAAUGUGAGAACAACCCUCGUCUCGGUCUACCCACAGUUACCAUGGUAAAUUGUCAAAAAUCAAACGGAGGGAUGAGCAAGCAUCCAACAAGUUGUAAGGACGCUCCGGUGUGCUGGCUUGAUGAGGAAAGAUUGCCAGAACUCACUUUACUUGAUGAUACAUGUGAUACCACGAUGGAAAUAACUAGAAAUGAAAAAAGUGAAAGUACUACUACUAUGAACAUGUUCUCUUCUCCACAUGGCUGUAUUGCAAGUACUAAAGAAAGCAAUUCUGACCUCCCUCCCAAACUGCCCAAACAUAAUUGGUCUGUAAUGCUAGAUGACAAAUAUUCAAAAGAAAUUACUCUCCUUGAUAUUACAUGUGAUUCAGACCAAUCACCAGGAGCAGAAAUCUCCUUUUUGAAAGUCAAAAAGGAGAUUUCACAAGUGAAUGUUGUUAAACACAGCAAGCCCUUAUCUGAGCUCAGUGGAGUCAUGGUGGCAGAGAGUCAAGGUGGAGGACUCUCCACUACUAUCACUGACAGUGUCGCCCAAAUGACAGAACCAUCAAAGAGUUUGGAGGAAAGCAUGAAAUCUUUGGAAGCAACUAGGGAUAUAUCUAUGUGUAGUGCUGGGGGAAACAAUACAUCAAAGCUCAGUGAGGUAGACCUGGUGAACGAUCAGCCAUUGCAUGAGGACACACUUGGACUUCAUCCUGCUAAUGUGACUCGAGACAUGAGCUCCUGUAGCGACGUGUCUGUUCAGUGUGCUGCUUCACGACAGUCCUCCACCUCUGAUACGCAGUGCAACACCAGUGUCAAACAGGCCACCUCUGAGCUUCAGGCAGAACCUGUGGACACGUCUGGUUCUGUGGAAGCUACCAACGAAGUGCUGCUUACCAGCCAUACGUUGAACGCUGAAGCACCACAACCAAGCCCAAAACUGGGUACAUCCAUGAACGACACAUUUACUGUCACACCGCUCUCCAAACUGAGCACCACCACUGAGUUAAAUACAACGGAUCAAAUGUCCAAGUGUCCUCACAACGACACUGUGGACUUUCCCCCAUCUCACAUUAGUGGUCCCAAAGCAGGAUGUGAGGCUACUGGUCAGGCUAGUGCUGAAGUGAAGAAGACUCCUGAAAUGUCCCUUGCUCUGAGUCAGAGUAGUUCAGAUGCAAAGGAAAGUGCUCGCUGUGAGGUGCAGAAUGCCACAUUUGAUACGCAUUCUCUUCAGAAAUCCAAUGACAUUAGUGUUUCAGGGGAAGCAGGUGCUGCAACCUUUUGCCUCCAGAACAACACGUUCGAUCGUAAACAGAAUGGCACAAUAACUUUAUCCGAGACAAGCUCAAGUGACAAUCACCAGAAUACUGUGGAUAUUCCUGCUCCUUUAAAAGUCUGUCCUUCAACCAUCGUUCAUGAAGACAAUCCCUCUGAGGCCAACCCUCCUGAAGUGUCACAACAAAACGUGUCAACAAUUACAGACUCUAAUACCAAGACUGUUCACAGCAUUGAGAGCACAUUUGAUACUAAUCCACCUGUAGAGGUAGCUCCUGAAACGGGGAGCCAGUCUGUGACUGCUUUGUCCGACACCAUGGACCAUCAAGGCAUAGAUGCAGAGAACAACAAAGCAAACACGUUCAACUUGGAUGACACAUUUGAUAUGAAGUCAGAUCCACUGGUUACUUCAACGCCAAUGAUCCACUGUAAAGUUUUCCACUUCAAUAAUGAAAAUAUGGAAAUCAAAACCAUCGGCGCACAGAAAAAGCUGUACAAGGAUGGAGUCAGUCAACCAGUUGCUCUGGUGCCGUCAGAUGUCCCAGCAAACAUUGUCUCUGACAGAAAGACAUUCUUGAUGCAACCUGCUGCUAAAUCCAUUCGGCCUCCUUUGAAAGCUGCGUCACAGCUGUUGAAAUACAAACCAGCCUCCACACUGCCAGGGAAGUGUGAGCCAUUCACCUCAAACCUGCCCAUGACAAGACAGAGAAUCCAAGUGGAAGCUUUCAAGAAUCCUGCAGCUUCUGAGGCAGCAAAGGGGACUACAGGAAUAUCCAGCUGCUACAGCUUACGCUCCACAACGACUGGAUCUAAGCAGCCUAGUUCUGCCUUACCAAGACCACAGUUGAGUGGCAAUCCAUCAGCCACCCAGAGAACUGCACCAGGUCUCAGACCGCCAUCAGCGAGAAGCAUCGCACCACCUUCUUCAAAUACUGAUCAAAUCCGUGGGCAAACAGCUGCUAACCCAAAGAAGCACCUCUUAACCAGAGGUGAAGCUGUGCCAAGUGCAAAGAGGAAGAAACUGGAUGCUCCUGUACCAUCCAGUGGUGCUGCCACAUCUGCCUAUGAUGCUGUAAACAGAGCCAGGAACCUCAAACAGCCUGUGCAGUCACAGAGAACUGUGCCAGCAAGAACCCAAAGUGACGUUGCUGCAGCGCCACUCAGUGCUGUGGAAACCUCAAAAUCUUGCAACACUAGUGGCAGCGCUGGAGCUCUGAAACAGUCUGCUCACAGCUACAGAGCUCAUCUCGCUAAACCCCAAGGCCAUGGUUGUGUUAAAUGUGUCGCGCUUGAAGAGCAACUGAAGAUAAAGUCGGAGGAAAUCCGAAGAUUGAAAGAAGAGUUGCUAAAGUACAGUAAAGAAGAGGAAAGCUGAACGCUCCAAUAAAGUCUCAAUGUGAUUUUAAUAACAUUUGUUGUGUAAAAUGUUGAGUCACAGACUCACUGUAAAUACUAAAUAUUAAAUAAUAUGCUGUUGUACUGAACUCUUUGAUAUGUUUACAGGAGAACUACACCAGAGUAUAGCAUCAGCGUUUGAACCUGUUAAAGUGAUUGAUAUUAUAUAUUAACUAAACCAUAGCAUCUGUUAACUACUUGUCACCUAAAUGAUACUGAACUAACUUGACAAAGUUUUGUUAUUAACCGUGAAGGAAGUGAUUUCACACUGCCACAGUAAACAUUAAAGUAUGUUAGCUUUGGAUAAAAGCGUCUGCUAAAUGACAAAACUAUGUGCAUGUAUCUUUGCUUUGUUUAUCAUUACACCCUUUUAA